CCACAUCUUCUUCUGCAUUUCUGAGGAUUACUCUGUAGCUCUCAAGCCUCUCUCUCCCCUGUCUCUGCAUUCUGAAUCCGGUAUUAUACUUUAGAACUCUAGGAAGAACUGUCACAGAGAUUAGUUCUGCAACUCGUUUAUUUCGGAUUUUCCUUUUAAUCAAGCAUGGCGGGAGACGAGAACUCUCAGCAUAGGCAGCUCGAUCAGACGCCCACGUGGGCAGUUGCUGUUGUUUGUGCUAUUAUGAUUAUAAUCUCUUUAGUGUUGGAGAAGGUUAUUCACAAGGUUGGGGAGUGGUUUACAGAAAAACGCAAGAAGUCUAUGUUUGAAGCUCUUGAGAAGAUUAAAACUGAGCUUAUGGUUCUGGGUUUUAUUUCCUUACUGCUGUCAUUCUUGGGGAGCUACAUUCCCAGAAUAUGUAUUCCAGAGAACGUUUCGCGUGCAAUGCUGCCGUGCCCUUAUGUAGAACCUCGUCGGAAGCUAUUGUGGAAUCAGCACAGAUUGUUAAAGACCAAUUAUGGUGGACAACAUCAGUGUAACACGGGUGAGCCGCUUUUGUCUAAGGAAGGAGUACAUGAAUUGCACAUCUUCAUUUUCUUUCUAGCAAUCAUUCACGCCUUCAAUAGUGCUAUAACAAUGCUGCUUGGAAGACUAAAGAUCCGUGGAUGGAAGGCAUGGGAGCAGGAGACAAAAAGUAUUGACUAUCAAUUUUCCCAUGAUCCAUCGAGGUUCAGGCUUACUCAUGAGACAUCUUUUGUGAAAGCACACACCAGUUGUUGGACCAGAAUUCCAUUUUUCUUCUAUUUUGCAAGUUUUUUUCAGCAAUUUUUUAUGUCUGUUCGCAAGGCAGAUUAUUUGGCAUUGCGCCAUGGUUUUAUAUCUGUUCACUUAGCUCCUGGAAGUAACUUCAACUUCCAAAAAUACAUCAAAAGGUCGUUGGAAGAUGAUUUCAAGGUAGUCGUGGGAAUCAGUCCACUCUUGUGGGCUUUGGCUGUGGUCUUUUUGCUUAUUAAUUUCAUCGGAGUAAAGGCAUUGUUUGGGCUGUCCAUAAUUCCUCUAUUUAUAAUCCUAGCAGUAGGAACCAAACUUCAAGCAAUUAUAACGAGAAUGGCUCUUGAAAUCCAAGAAAGGCAUGCAGUGGUUCAAGGGAUUCCUCUAGUGCAACUCAGCGACAAACACUUCUGGUUUGGUCGGCCUCAGCUGGUUUUGUAUCUCAUCCAUUUUGUUCUCUUCCAGAAUGCAUUCCAGAUAACCUAUUUCCUUUGGAUACUGUAUGCGUUUGGGACACACUCUUGCUUUCAUAAGAAGAUCCGUCUUCCAAUCAUACAGAUUAGUCUAGGUGUUGUAGUCCAAGUCCUGUGCAGCUACAUUACACUCCCCCUGUACUCACUAGUAACUCAGAUGGGAUCAAGUAUGAAGAGGUCUAUCUUUGAUGAACAAACAACAAAGGCACUUAAAAACUGGCAUAUGGCUGCAGUGAAGAGGCAGCACGAUGAAAGAAAAGGGCGUUCCCCAGCAAGGACACUAGGCCGUAGCCAAGGUGCCUCACCUGCUCAUCAUUCCCCACCUCGGACGCUUCAUCGUUUCAGGACUACUGGGCACUCCAACACUCAGCCUUCGAAAUCUGAUAGGACAUACUACUCGGACCGCGAGAUGUCUGAUUUAGAACCUGAAGCACCACUCACAUCAUCCACACCCAGCAACCUAAUUGCUGUCCAAGUCCAACAGUCUGAACACCAUGACUUACUGACUGGACCUUGAAGAUGAGAGGUGGCGGUGAUGAUCGUUUGGUGAUUGCAGACUGACUGCAGUUUGAUUGCCGCCGGCAGGGGCCGAAGGUGGCGCCGGCGGCUAUCAUGCACCUUUUUCAAACGAAUGCAGUGAUGACUGUGAGUGUAUUUUAUUACGAGGAAUGAAGCAUUUCCAGAAUCAGAUCAGCUAGCUGAAUGCUAGUGGAAUGUUUUAUACAAUUUACGGUGUAUUUUCUUAAUGGUCGAAAAUAUAAUUCUGUCAAGAUCUCUUUUGUCUGUGUAAACAGGUCCAUUCUUCAGUUCAAGAAAUCAGAGUAUUUUUUUGAUUUA
This is a messenger RNA of Nelumbo nucifera (sacred lotus), 2081 nucleotides long. RefSeq names its product MLO-like protein 10. The record is from RefSeq and is a predicted model, not a curated record. Gene Ontology annotation, cellular component: membrane. Lineage: Eukaryota; Viridiplantae; Streptophyta; Magnoliopsida; Proteales; Nelumbonaceae. Gene Ontology annotation, biological process: defense response.